Dermacentor silvarum is the source of this 2941-nucleotide messenger RNA. It is a transcript of the gene vermilion, whose product is annotated as tryptophan 2,3-dioxygenase-like. Gene Ontology annotation, molecular function: metal ion binding; L-tryptophan 2,3-dioxygenase activity; heme binding. NCBI's taxonomy places the organism in Eukaryota, Metazoa, Arthropoda, Arachnida, Ixodida, Ixodidae. Bases 312 to 1517 code for a protein of 401 amino acids. The transcript is spliced from 15 exons. The record is from RefSeq and is a predicted model, not a curated record.
GGAGCCGUGUGUGCCUCUUCUAUCGUCUUCGAAAUCUGUGAAAGCUGCUGAGCGGUGGAGACCGUGGUGGUGUACACGUCGAGCGAGGUCUGUCGACGAGAUGACGGCCUGUCGUUUCGACUGCGUGCACGUUCGUUUCGUGAGUGCUGCGCUCGAGACGUCGGAGCGCGAGUCAACGCCUCCGAUGGAAUGAGUGAUGGAUGCCGGCGUCUUCGAAGGUCCCCGACCGGUGCUUGGACCGGUAGCGAGCGCACGUGCGGGAACGUAGCGACGCUGCUUACGGACCUCUCCUUUCAACGCCGCCUCCAGGCAUGGACUCCGCAAAGAACAACGCAACGGCUGCAAGUAACGACAACUCCAAGGAUGGGGUGCCGCCACAAGAGAAGCUGCUGUAUGGAAACUACCUGCAGCUAGACAAGCUCCUCGACUGUCAGAAAAUGGUCACCGAACAGCACUGCGAAGAGAGAGUCCACGACGAGCACCUUUUCAUCAUCACGCAUCAAGCUUAUGAACUAUGGUUCAAACAAAUCAUCUUCGAGCUGGACUCCAUAAAGCCGCUGCUAGGCUCGAAGGAUAUGAACGAAUCUAACAUGUUCCAAAUCACGUCCCGGAUGAACCGUGUCGUGCUCAUUCUCAAGCUGCUGCAAGAACAGGUCGAGAUCCUGGAAACCAUGACUCCCCUGGACUUCAUGGAAUUCAGAGGUUACCUGGCGCCAGCAUCAGGUUUCCAAAGCCUCCAGUUUCGCCUCAUCGAAAACAAGCUGGGAGUGAAGAAUGAGCUGCGAGUCAACUACGGUAAGCAGCACUACCAGAAGGUGUUCGAGGAUCCCUCCGCCAUCCACAAGAUACAGGAGUCGGAGAAGGAGCUCACGUUACUGCAACUCGUAGAGCGGUGGCUGGAACGGACGCCCGGCCUGGAACCGCAUGGCUUCAACUUUUGGGAAAAGUACCAAAACGUCGUGAAUCGCAUGCUCGACCAAAUGGAGGAGGACGCCAAGGCUGACAACAACGACGCCGUUCUAAGCAGUGUGGCCAAGAAACGGGAGACCUUCGACACUCUCUUCGACGUUAACAAACACAACGCCCUGCUUUCGAGAGGUGAGCGUCGUCUGAGCCACCAAGCCAUGAAGGGCGCCAUGAUGAUCUUUCUGUACCGCGACCAGCCGCGCUUCCACCAGCCCUACUACCUGCUCACGCUUCUCAUGGACACUGACUCGCUCUUGACCAAGUGGCGCUACAACCACGUGCAGAUGGUUCAGCGAAUGAUCGGAUCGCAGCAGUUCGGGACGGGUGGUUCUUCUGGCUACCAGUACCUCCGGUCUACGCUCAGCGACCGGUACAAGGUGUUCCUGGACCUGUUCAACAUGUCCACGUUCCUGAUCCCGCGCUCGUGCAUCCCAAAGCUGACAAGUGCCAUGAGCCGCAAGCUAAGCAUGCAGCAUGACCAGGAGCAGCAGGUGGACGGGAACGCCAGCGUCGCCAUCAACGACCCGCACUUCCCCGAGAAGUUCCUCUAGGCACAGACACGCAUGGGAUAUUAUAGUUAGCUGUGCACAUGCGAGGGUAGAAAGCGGAGAAUGAGCAAUCUCCAUUGUCACGCGGCCACCCUCAGCGGUCGCCGAGCCCCAUCUGUUGUCGGUGCUGGUUUGUCGAAGAGUACAGUUGCUUGAGUGUCACUGAAGGUUCCACUGUGUGGAUUGUGUGGCAAAUAACUUACGCGGUAGUGGUGGGCUCGUUACCCCCAUAAACGGACCUCAAUUAUUUGACAGGUAAAAUGUGGGGUUCAGCUGCCUCUGAGGCUGUCCUCGUGACACCAGUAUAUAGUUCGCCAUGCAAGCGAUUUCUCGUGUGUGUACAUCUAAUAGUUCAAUAUAGAAAACUGCGUGAGGCAUUCAAAAGCCUGAUCGGAAGAGAAUGCGUAAUAAUGCAGGACUACCGCAUUGAAAACAAUACAGGACAAAACAAUAUGAUGGACAGUGGGUAGCGAAUGGGAGCAGGAAGAGGGGAGGGGGGGGGGGGGGUGAGGAGCUGACAUCCUGACAUAUUAUUUGCUUAUACGCAGACAAAGUGAAAAAAAAGUAGAUCCUGCUAAAGCAAGUCGGUCUCCUGAAAUGGUUGUGGUUGUUUUCGUGUUUUCAUCUGGCCAUGCAUCGCUUCGUAGCUGAUUGGCAGUGAAAUGUCAGCUUUGUCAUGGCACAGAUGCAAGGGGAACAUAGAACUAAGACUGCGAUAGCAAGAAAUAUCUUUUUUUUUAUGUACAAACGGAUAUGCGUAGUCACCAGGCGCAACAUCGGCCAGUGCUUGGCACUUUUCAUUCGGAAGCACGGCCCCUCAGUUGAAAGAGGGAAUGGCCAAGUCUACAGUUCACAUUCGAAGUUAGCGCACGAUAGUUCUCUAACGAGUUUAGCUCCGUAUGCGAACGUAGUCGGAUGCACCACGUCACGGAGGCUUCAGCUCGACGCUUGUUACGCAGUUCAGUAUACACUUCGCUGCAAGUGCUGGUUGCGCCAAGAAACGCCAUCAAUGCAAGAGCACAUUCGACGACGCGAUGUAAAUCGUUCACUGCGCGAUGCAAUAGCUUCAAAAGACGCUGUACGUUGUGUCGUACUCACGUAUACGUUAUCAGACGGUGCUCGUUUCGGUUGACAAUAUUGAGAACUGACGUAUACGCCGGCUGGUGACAGGCUGACGGCGGAUCGUCGCAUGUCGCACUGUAGUCAGGGAGACGGGACAACGACAGCAAUGGUGUUAUAGUCAAAUUAUGUGAAUAGCUCUUACACGCAAAAAAAAAAAAGCUCUAUACGGUGAUCUCUUCAUCAUGCGCAAACAGCCCGCGGACUACUAUGCAGUGCAAUACAGUGUGCCGCAUUGCGCGCUCUGGCGGAAUUCCACACACAAUAGAAAUGUAGGAAUAAUAAACGAUGGUAUUUUCCAGCCCCGA